Messenger RNA from Podarcis lilfordi (Lilford's wall lizard), 8746 nucleotides. The record is from the annotation of a GenBank genome assembly. Lineage: Eukaryota; Metazoa; Chordata; Lepidosauria; Squamata; Lacertidae.
AUGGACAGUUUCUCAUACAUAGGCUCCAAAAAGAGGAAACGCUUUGUUGAAGCAACUUCCCUUGAAGUCUCCGACAAUUUCACUUUUCUUCUGGUGGCUAGGCAUAAACACUUCAGGGUUGUGGAAAAGAAGUACGGUGAUGAUUUAGUUCCCAAAUCUCAGCUGGACUAAAACAUAUAAAAGCCUGGGGUUUAAAAUCUGAACUGCAAGUGCCAUAGAAGCAGUUAUAUAAAGCUAUUUCACAUUGAAGCAAUGUAUUAAAAACCUCCCCACGUUACCACCAACAUCCACGAGGACUUGUUUCAUGGAGAAAGUAAGAAGAAUUUUAUACAUGGUGAAAUAUACUCGGAGUCCUGUAGUGAUUUCAUGCUCUUUAUUGCAGCUUGUAAAACAGUGAUUUUUUGCCCCCCCAAACCUCAGGCUUUUAUAUACAUUAUUUACACAAUGAGUCCCGUCUGAUUGGCUGAUUCUGCUUCCCUCCUGGAGCCUGAUUGGUCUUUUCCUGCAGGCCAAUCAGUUCUUGCAUUCUACGAUCCUACUAGCCUAAUAGGCUGAUUAACUUCCUCCUAGAGCUUGAUUGGUCUUCUCCUGCAAGCCAAUCAGUUGUUGCAUUCUAGGAUCCUACUUGCCUACUGUUCUAGGAUCCAAGCUUAGUACAUAACACAUGGUAAGCUGCUUGUGAGUUCCAAAAGCAGACCAGGCCAGGUAGAAGAAGAAGAAGAGUUUGGAUUUGAUAUCCCGUCUUUCACUCCCCUUCAGGAGUCUCAAAGCGGCUAACAUUCUCCUUUCCCUUCCUCCCCCACAACAAACACUGUGAGGUGAGUGGGGCUGAGAGACUUCAAAGAAGUGUGACUGGCCCAAGGUCACCCAGCAGCUGCAUAUGGAGGAGCAGAGACGCAAACCCGGUUCCCCAGAUUACGAGACUACCGCUCUUAACCACUACACCACACUGGCUCUAUAGCCCUGACUCCUUCAAUACUCACACACUAAUAUAUGCAUACUAAGAGUAAAUAAUGCUACAGGAAUCGUAUGGACUGUGAAAAGGCUGACUAGGGGAAAAAACACACCCUUUAGCAACUAAAUCACAGAAUCCUAGAAUUGUGGAGUUGGAAGGGACCACAAAGGUCGUCUAGUCCAAGCCCCUGCAAUGCAGAAAUCUCAAUGAAAGCAUCCAUGAAAUAUGGCCAUCCAAACUCUGCUUCAAAACCUCUAAGGAUGGAGAGUCUGCAACCUCCUGAGGGAGAUGGUUCCACUGUCUAAUAGCUCUUACUGUCAGAAAGUUCUUCCUGACAGUAACUUGAGCCUUACCCUCCAGAGCAGGAGAAAACAAGUUUGCUCCAUCUUCCAUGUGACAGCCCUUUAGAUAUUUGAAGAUGGCUAUCAUAUCUCCUCUCAGUCUCAGCUUAUCAAAGCUAUUCUGUGAAGACAAUACAGCAGUACCUUGGAAGUUGAAUGGAACCCAUUCCAGAUCCCAUGUCCGUUUGAAGCCGUGUUGGACGUUUGGGUUCCAAAGAACGUUCGCAAACCAGAGCACUCACUUCUGGGUUUGCGGCGUUCAGGAGCCAAAACGUUUGACUCGAAAGGCGUUCGGGAUCCAUGGUACGACUGUACUGACUUAGAUAGACCAAAGACAGCUUCUUGUGUUCCUGGACUUCAAAACCUUCUGAGGUAGCCUGUUCAACUGUUGAACCGCUUGUGCCCUAAAGUUUAGUGAAAAAUCCUCUUCCUUGUAAUUUGAGCAGUGUUGGUUCAGGCCAUACCCUUUGGUGAAACAGAAAACAAGGCCCUAUCUGUUCCACACAUUCAGAGAACUACUCUACCACCUUCAACGAAAGAAUCCAAGGAACUGUGGUUUGUUAAGGGUGCUAACUGCUCAGAGUUGUAUGAGAUCCCUGUUCCUCUGAGAGUUACAAUUCACAAAGGGGUUUAAAAAUAAUCCCCUCUUCUCAGAGAACUCUGGAAAUUGUAGCUCUGUGAGGGGAGUUGGGGGGGGGUCUCCUAAUGACUCUCAGCAACCUUAACCAACUGCAGCUCCCAGAAUGCUUUUGAGGAUGCCACAGUUGUUUAAACUGGUAUGAUAUUGCUUAAAAUGUAUAGUGCAAGUGGGGCUAAAGAGAUAGCUAAGAGAGGGAGUCUGGGGUUAUAAAUUUCAGUGGCAAGUCAGAGGAAGCAGAAAUAAGUUAUAAGGAAUAUCUAUCUAUCAUCUAUCUAUCUAUCUAUCUAUCUAUCUAUCUAUCAUCUAUCAUCUCUCUCUCUCUCUCUUUCUAUCAUCUAUCUAUCAGAAUGAGAGAGAUCCUGUGACGAGGAACUCCUGGUAAGAACAUGGAGUAAGGAACUAUUCUGGGUCCUUGAGUGUUUUAUAUGAAACAGGAAUCCUUGUAUCUUUCUAAGCUCCUCUUCCUCUUUUCUCCUUUUUUAAAAAUGUCAUUUGUCUACUAUUGAUUAUCAUGGUUUCUGCUGAGCUAUGGAACUCAUUGCUGCCAGAUCCGGUCAACGAAGGAUCGUUGUCUUUCAUUCUUUACUAAAGCUUGCUGUAAAGGUGUUUCCUGUUUAAAAGCAAAAAGCUAAAGCUGUGUGCUGUGAGCAUGGAGCAUGAAUAAGCUUUGCUGCCCUUCCACACUUGAGAGUCCGAGAGCUAUUAGGCAUUAGCGCUGGUGUGCCAACAUUUCUCCUCUGGGGGACAGGGCUGCAUUCGCAGUGCCGGCUGGUUGCAAAAUGAGUAUCAUUUAUUUAUGAUACGGCUGUCAGCUUGAUUUCUUAAGAGAAAAUAUAGAUGUAUUGAGACCUCUGUGCACUGAGACAUGCGCCAUCUGGGCUGCAGGUUUGCUUUUCAGAAUCAAAGAGGUGGUAGGUGCUGGGUUUGCUUACUGCAAACACUUACUGCAAACACCUCCCACCUCAACAGGAAAUGCAGGAGAUCCAUGGUGGAAUUUCUAUUUCCAUUUCUACUUAUGAGUAAAUUGGAUCACAGCAGCAAUGUACAGCAAGGCGCGCCCCCCCCCCACUUUUAAGUGAAGACAGAAAGGCACCUCUAGACCAGUGUUUUUUUGUGGUAUUCUGUGACAUGUCAUUGACACAACAGUAACGCAUUAGUAAUGGAUUUAUACCGGACCGUCCGCACAUCGUUCCCCUGUUAGGUGAUGCUUCUGCAAUGUCAUGGCAUUAAUGCCAUCUGGAGGGGCGCUCUUGCAGUACACCCAACUUCCCCAGAAUAUUUACAGUAUGAAAGGUUACAGGAUUUCACUAGGAACUUGCGGGACAUGCACAAAUUUGAAACCAAGCAGUUUGUUCGUCCUGAAACUCUUACUGGCACAAACAGCACUGAAAGUAUAACUGCGCUGGUAACAUUGUGGACACAAAUGAUCACGAACAGGGGUCAGCAAACGCUUUCAGUAGGGGGCCUAUUUUUCAGGCUACAGAAAGUGUUUAAAAGAACGCACCAUUUCUAAGGCACGUACUCUCCCUUGCCAAAACCCAAGCCUAUUUAUUGCCCAACGCUGCAAAGAGAUUUAUUUCUCUUUCCAAGGUGAAAGGCGAGGAGACGUGGCUUGUAAAGGACAUACAGUAGUUAAAUCAAACAAUACCCCAACGAAGUGACAGCUACAAGAGUUAUUUAGGAAAAAGUUGUUCUGUAGCUCUGGGUACCCUGGCAGGAACGUUAUUUAUUGGCCAAACCACGGACCAAUGUUUGCAUAAUGGCCUUUUGUAUGCUUAUCUGCAUGGUCUUGUUUAAUAUCUGGACUUAGAGGUUGAUCAAAGGCAAAGGCCUGUUAAAAUAAGACUGCACUAAUUAAUAGCUGAAAAAUAAAGGGGAACAAUUAUACCAAAAAAUGUAAGAAGAGCCCUGGCGGAUCGGGCCAAAGGCUCAUUUUCACAGUGGCCCACCACAUGCCUAUGGGAACCCUGCAAGCAGGACACGACGGCAAUAAUUUUCCGUUCAUGAUCCUCAGCUGUUGGUAGUCAGAGGCACAUUGUCUCUGACAGCGGAGGCAGGCAUAGCUCUUGCAGCUAGUAGCCAUUAAUAGCCUUUGUGACAUGCUCCCUCAGUGAAGAUAGGAGAAGGGCAACAUGACCGUGUCUGAGGAGAUUUAACCUUGCUCACAGAGAAUUCUGGAAUUCACCUUAUGUGGUAGCGUAUAUAAUCUUGAUAUUUGGGUUCCCAUGACAACUUAUUCCCCGAGAGAGGUAUAAAUCAAAGUUGAGACACAAUGGAAAUGGAAACUGUAUUUUAUUACCAAUUCUACUCAUGUAAAAACAGCUUGGCAGCUUCACUCUCAAAGGCACAGCCCUUCUAUUCUGCCCGAAACACUGUUCCAGGUUUAAACAAGAACUUUACCUGGAAUUAUCCACCACAGAACUGUUUCUGUUACAGCUAUCUCCCCCAGGGAUGGCUAUCUGCUUUACUCUUCCCGUAAAAGCACCUCUAGACCCUUUCUGAGGAAAUUAAACAGGUUUAUCCUGCCUGACAAACCCCUAAGAAUGCCUAGCUAUUUCCGUAGCCAGACCUUAUAUCGCCAUUAAACUGUCAAAAUUCUCUUCUUAUUGGUCAUUUCUCCUCCCUGCCAUGACUGAGACUGAUACCCGGCCUUCAGAACUGUGGUGGUUACUGAAUUUGUGGUUGUAUUUUAAUCUGUAUUUACUGUUAGUGUGUGUGUGUGUAAACAACAACAACAAUUGGUUCAAAAUUUAGAUUAUUGGAUUGUUUUCUAAGGUUGUAAACCACCUUGGGUUGUCAUGGAAGGUGGCAUAUAAAGGCUCAAAAAUUAAAAAAAAUGCAUCAGUUUUAAUAUAUUUUUAAUGACUUGAUAUGGAGUGUCUCCUACAAGGUCUCUCAAGCCCUGCUCCAGUAGCACUUUGGGGACUGACUGGAUUUCUGCUACCUGCACUCACUGUGCCUAACUAUGAGGGCCACACUCAACCUCCACAUGCUCAAUGGGUCACAACGCCAAAGGUAAAAAAAACAGGACCUGCAUGCCAGAGAGCACCAUAUGAGUCAGAGCAGACAAGAAAUAUCCAUACAAAAGUGGUACCUACCCACUGGCUUGAAACAAAUAUUUCAAGACCAGGAUUGCACUACAGCUGUCUGCCUGAAGAUUUCUGACAAAAACAAACAAUUUUCAUUGGCAUGCUGUGUGCAUUUCAUGCACACAGGAAAAAUAAAUCCCAGAAUUUCUUUUAAAAUCCGUAAUUUGGCAACCUAUCUAAAUUAUGUGAAUGACUAUGGUUUGCUCCACUCACCAACUUCCCUUCCAUUACCCUAGAGCAGGGGUCAGCAACCUUUUUCAGCCGUGGGCCGGUCCACCGUCCCUCAGACCAUGUGGUGGGCUGGACUAUAUUUUUUGGGGGGAAAUGAACGGAUUCCUAUGCCCCACAAAUAACCCAGAGAUGCACUGUAAAUAAAAGCACACAUUCUACUCAUGUAAAAACACCAGGCAGGCCCCACAAAUAACCCAGAGAUGCAUUUUAAAUAAAAUGACACAUUCUACUCAUGUAAAAACACGCUGAUUCACGGACCGUCUGUGGGCCGGAUUGAGAAGGCAAUUGGGCCGCAUCUGGCCCAUGGGCCUUAGGUUGCCUACCGCUGCCCUAGAGCUUCCCCUUACUACUCCAUGCAACUGUUAAGCUCAUUUUUCACCUUUCCAACCUCAUUUCGAAAGCCCCGCUUUGCACCUGUUUUUCUUGUUCACCUCAUGCCCGUGCUUUCCUCCUUCCUUUUGUGCAACUGCCCUUGCGCAAAAACGAACCCCGUGGGCAGCCUCCUACAGCUUCCUUCUCCCACACAUUGAAACUACUAUGCACCCUUCCCACCUUCCACCCAAUUAUGAAACCACUGUUCCCUUCCGCUCGUAAUAAGCCACAAUUAAUUUUUAAACUUCAGCAAAGAACGUUGAAGGCCUUCUUUACAGCAAACCCUGAGGCUCGCUGAUAACGGAAGCUUGGAUAACAACACUGUCUUCCGUUAAUUGUAGGCUAAUAGAUGCCGUUUUCUGUGUCAGGGCAAGUGCUUCCUUGAGGCAAGAGAUCUAGAUUGUAUAAAACUUAAGUUAAGAACCAGUUAAUUGGGUGGGAGAGGGUGGGGGAAGGACAGAGGAAACUGUCUGGAAAAACCUUUCGUCACAGUUCUAUAUAAAAGUAGGGCAAAAGGAGGGUGAUGGAACCCAGAGAGAAGGGAACACGAACUACUUUGGAUAGGCACUGAAAUAAGCGUAACUGCACUGCCAUGAUCAGCAAUAGGCACAAUAUUCUGAUAUUUGUCUUGUUGCUGCUGAAGAGAGGAGGGAUUUCCCGGAGAGUGGCUUAUCUUUGUUUCAAACUUCAGGUGCUAUUAUAACCAAUCCUGGUCUGAUCAGGCCUACUGAAGGCUCUCUCUCUCUCUCUCUCUCUCUCUCUCUCAUCCUUCAGGCAUUUCUUCCAUGUGCAUAAUGAAUGGCCAAAGGGAGAUAGAGGAUUGCACCUGCUGGUCUUGGCCCUCCUUGACCUCCAGGUGUUCAAUGGAAGCAUGUGAAAGAUGUGUGUGAAAUAUGUACAAGUACAGCAGUGUGAAAAGCAUGUGCACCUGUGGAUGUGAAAUCUGGACAUGUGCAGUGUGUGAAACCUACCUGCACAGAUCCUGUCAUGCAAUCGCCAACCCUGCAGAUUAGAGGUUUCUGCUCAAUGCAUGGAGGGUGGGAGCGAAUAUAUCAGGAUAAGUUGUGUUCCUGUCUUUGUUUUCAAGGAAUGGGCUAACCUCACCUUCCAAAUUCAUAUUUGUCUACAGUUGCCAUUUUGAUUAUUGUUUUUUCCCCCUUGGCGAUUCUCAUAAAACCAUAACUCAUUUGCUCUGAUUAGUGUGAGAGAAGCAACGCAAAUGAAUAAAGAAACACAGUAAUGGACCAGUAAAAAGUCACUUACUGCUCUAUUUUUGCUAAAUAAUGUUGCAAUCAAAAGGCAUUGGGUCAAAAUUAAAAAUCGUUAGGAAAGAGAUGCCAUUCUCACAGGUUAAUGUUCCAUGCAGACUAUUGGUCCAUUUAUCUCAGUAGUAUAUGCACUGACUUGCAGGGGCUCUAUGGGGUUUUCAGACAGAGGUAUUCCCCUAGCUCUACCUGGGAUUAAACUUGGCUAGGUCUGCAUACAUCUAUGUGUUGAUUUAGUAAGAAGUGUCCAUUUAAGCCUUCUUUUAAGACAGCAGGGAGUAAUGGAAGUCAGCCCACAAAAAGAGAUAGGCCUAGGCAUACGUGUUCAGUUUUGCUAUGGUUGUUGCAUCUUGCUUUCGAGUAAAGCAGUGGUGAGCUACUUCUGCCUUGAUUCUCGGACACACCACUCUCCCCUCAGCCACAGUCAGAUGGUAUUCUGCCCAUCUUCUAAGAGCUAAGAGUGGGUGGUUUGCUGCAAACUGGUAAGAGUUCCCAACUCUCUUUAGUUCAAGAUUAGGAUGCAAAACUGAAAGGUCUAUCUAUCUGUCGGCUGUCUUUGUCUUAAGGCUGAUCUCUUAGCUUGAGUAUUCCUAACUUGUACAAUAUCCACAUUAACUGGGUGCCUUUGACUAGGUCUUUGUGAAACUGUAGCGGUCUCUUGGAAACCAUUUUUCAAAAAGUUAACUAUAGGCACAGAUGUGUAGAUACAGUGUGAUAUGAGGCUAUUAUUCAUGGGGUAUAAUAAGCAAUUGACUCCACUCCCCCAAACACACACACACACACACACACACGGACCUUGAUGUACUUGGAAAAAGCAAAGUAGAUCUCAUAAGCCUGAAAUCUGCCCAUCCAUGGUCUAAGAAGCCAAGAUCAAAGUCCUUAGCAAAUCCGCAGGCUGAAUCCUACCAAUACCACCACUAUCUUUUCCAUGCCACAAGACUUUUUGACGUAUUAUUGCUUGUUCUUAUAACUUGGUCUGCUCUAUCCAGUCCACAUGCAAAGCCAUCACUGAACCCAUGUGAGAAUUUCAUGAAUCAUUAAUCACAACUCCCUAUUCAUCAUCCUCUGGGCAAGCAUUCAUCAACUGGGAAAAACUACAGCCUUCCUUAAAAUUAAAGAUAAUGAAUGCCGUCUCCUCACAAGGUUAGCACUUUCCCAGCACUUUGAUAAAUACCAUUUUAAACUGGGUCUGGGGAAUCGGAACUGCAAUAUAUCAAAGUCAGGCAUAACCACAGGCAUCUCAAAUCUAGUUCACUCUUUGGUGUUUUCCAAGCCCUGCAACUGGAGAUUCUGUAGAAAGAACCUUCUGUAUUCAGUCAGCCUCAAAUACUUUCCAGUGCUUUGCUGCAAAUGGCAUCUAGCAAUUUGAUGAUGAGCCCUAAAUUAAACUGGAACACCCUUUGCUACUUAUUGAUUUAUUUAACAAUAAUUACACACUGUUUGAUUGUACGUGAAAUGUCUAAGUGGAUUACAAAAAAAAGUAAAACCACCAUUAAAGUUGUCAAUAAAAGACGAAGUUCCAAAAUUCGAAAACUCAAAACAGAGCUAAAACUAACAAUAACUAAAGCACACGUUGACAUCAACAUGUCAGGACAGACCUGCCUGAACAAAAACGUUUAGCAGGGAAGUUCCAAAGUAUAGAGGCUGAUUUCUUAUAAUUACAUAACAAAUAUUGUCUGGCAGCUGUUAUAGUUGCCAGUGUUUAUUUUCUUUUUAACUUCCUCCACUGAACAAUUUUUAAUCCCUGGAGGAUGACAACUCGGCCUAAUGGCUUUGUAUUUUGCUUUGUAUUUAUAGUAAUUUUGUUUUUAUUUGUUAUUCUUAGCCACGUUGAGCUUAUAAAGGAAAGUUGA